Messenger RNA from Astrephomene gubernaculifera, 974 nucleotides. NCBI's taxonomy places the organism in Eukaryota, Viridiplantae, Chlorophyta, Chlorophyceae, Chlamydomonadales, Astrephomenaceae. The record is from the annotation of a GenBank genome assembly.
GGGAGGGAGGGGGAUUGUGGGAAUGAGGAUGCGAGGUAAGGUUGCAAGUGGCGAAGGAGGACCGCUGUGGUGAGCGGAAUGGAGCAGGACAUGGGCGCGUCGGUAGGGCUUCGGAUAGUGAGGCAUCGUUUGGGCUUGCAGCCAACCCAUCCCCGCCCCUGACUUCUUCACCCCCACCGCCUCCUCCCUCCCUUUUCUCCACCGACAGGUUGGGACCCGACGAGGCGGAGCUGGGUCUGGGCAUCCACGGGGAGCCCGGGCAGGCCAAGAUCUCGCCCGUGCCACCCGCGGACCAGCUCAUUCCCCGCAUGGUGAAGCAACUGACCCAUGUGUCGUUCAUGCGCCUUGCAGCACCCUCGGCGCCAACCGCCUCCUCCUCUGCAGCAGAGGGCAGUGCCGAGAUAGGGGAUCUGCCCCGUGACCCACGGGUCGUCCUCCUAGUCAACAACCUGGGUGCGACGCCGCCAAUGGAGAUGGCAAUCGUCACGCGCGAGGCGUUACGUGCCUUACGGCGUGACGCUCAUGCGACCGUUGACCGUUUGUACGUAGGACCGUACAUGACGUCGCUUGACAUGGCGGGCGUUUCUCUGACUCUCCUGUCGUACGAUUUGGACCCAGAAUGCAAGAACUUCCAAACUGCGGAUGCAGCAAAUGCAAUAGGAGAGCAGCAGCCACAAAGUGAGGGCCAGCAUUCAUGGGAGGAGCUAUUGGGCCUCCUAGACGCCCCCACCAACGCCCCUGGGUGGCUCCACAAAACCAGUACCUGUACGGCACCUCCACCUGCCGUACCGGGGCCGUACAAUCCAGAAUCGUACGGCGAUCUCCCGGCGCCACUGCCUCUCCCUCCUGCCGGAGGUGAUGCCGAUGUUGAGGUGCCCCCGCCACCACCUGCGGUCAUGACCCAUGGGUCAGUGCUGGGUCGUGUGCUGCGGGCGGCGGCGGAGAGCCUGCUGGCCGCGGCCGCGGAUCUGGAU